CCCAUAGAGCGGCUGAUUCCAGCUCCCAGGAACUAACUGGCUCAUUUGAUGUAAAGAGGAGGAGAUCCCAGGACCAAGGACUCAUCCUUGGUGAAGAAAGUCCUGACCUUAGACCUCCAACCUGGGCAUUAGCACAGAGUCCAGAAGACUCACAGCAUAAAGAAGAGCCUAGAGUUGCUGGCCAUUUCGCAAGAGCAGCAGAAAAUGACCAAGUCCCAGGAAUCAUUGUCAUUUGAGGAUGUUUCUUUGGACUUCACGUGGGAGGAGUGGCAGCUACUGGACUCUGCUCAGAAGAAUUUGUACAGAAACGUGAUGUUGGAGAACUUUAGCAGCCUUGUGUCAUUGGAAUACUGGAACAUUGAUGAUUAUGUAGCUUGGCACCAGGAACUCCAAGACAAGCUUAAAAGACUGGAAAAGGAUCAUGGAAGUAAUGCAAGUGGAAAGCUAUUUCAGUCAGGCAUGAACUUUGUACCUUUAAAGCGAAGACCCAAUAUGUACAUGUCAAAGGAAAAAUGUUUGAAAUAUCCAUUGGAUUUAUUUACUCAGAGUGGAAACUAUGGAAGGAAGAAGGCUGCUAAGUUCAAUGGAUAUGAGAAGUCAUUUCUCUAUACCAAACAUGAAAAAACUCAUGCUGGAUUGAAGUAUUAUGAAUGUAAUGAAUGUGGAAAAGUCAUCAGCAAGAAGUCACAGCUCAUUGUACAUCAGAGAACUCAUACAGGAGAGAAACCCUUUAAAUGCAAUCAGUGUUGCAAAGCCUUUUCCCAGAAGUCACACCUUGUUACACAUCAGACAGUUCACACAGGAGAAAAACUUUUUGGAUGUAGUGAAUGUGGGAAAGCCUUCUCUCGAAAGUCACAUCUCAUUACACAUCAGAGAACUCAUACCGGAGAGAAACCCUAUGAAUGCAAUGACUGUAGCAAAGUCUUCUCUCAGAUAUCACAGCUCAUUAUCCAUCAGCGAAGUCAUACAGGAGAGAAGCCCUAUGGAUGUAGUGAAUGUGGAAAAGCCUUCAGAGAGAAGGCAAGUCUCAAUAAACAUCAGAGGAUUCAUUCAGGAGAGAAACCAUAUGGAUGCAGUGAAUGUGGCAAAGCCUUCAGAGAGAAGUCAAGUCUCAAUGAUCAUCAGAGGAUUGAAUGUGGCAAAGCCUUCAGAGAGAAGUCAAGUCUCAAUGAUCAUCAGAGGAUUCAUUCAGGAGAGAAACCAUAUGGAUGCAGUGAGUGUGGCAAAGCCUUCAGUGGGAAGUCACUCCUCAUUAGACAUCAGAAAACUCAUUCAGGAGAAAAACCCUAUGGAUGUAAUGAAUGUCAGAAAGCCUUUAUUUGGAAAUCACAGCUCAUUAUUCAUCAGAGAACUCAUACAGGAGAGAAACCCUAUGGAUGCAAUAAGUGUGGAAAAGCUUUCUCCCAGAAAUCACACCUCAUGAUUCAUCAGAGAACUCACAUAGAACAAAAACCUUAA
This is a messenger RNA of Trichechus manatus latirostris (Florida manatee), 1458 nucleotides long. RefSeq names its product zinc finger protein 84-like. The transcript is spliced from 5 exons. Gene Ontology annotation, biological process: regulation of DNA-templated transcription. NCBI's taxonomy places the organism in Eukaryota, Metazoa, Chordata, Mammalia, Sirenia, Trichechidae. The record is from RefSeq and is a predicted model, not a curated record. Bases 205 to 1458 code for a protein of 417 amino acids.